AUGUUUCCAGACUAUCGCAUUGAAUAUGCUAAAAUGUUGUUAGUUUGUAUAUCGUGGCAAUUGGCAUUAUCUAUGGACAGUAUGAAGGCAAAAAUAGCAAAAUUAUUAUCAAUUCAUAUUAUCAUUUAUCCACUGCUAUUAAAUUUUGUCGAAGUAAAAGUGAAUGAUUAUUUUUGUCCAUCAGUCAAAGAUGAUUAUGCUAUAGAUGGAUGUUAUGUCAUUCAACAAGCUGUUUCUAAUAAAAUUUUAAUAAGAAAUCUCAACAUUACUAUUUUCUCAUUCUUUAUUACUGGAUGUAUUUUAUUUAUAAUAUAUUUUAUAUGGAAUAUUCGACAACAUUAUAAAUAUUCGACAAAAUAUGAAGAUUUAGAUAACGAUGAAUCACUUCCAUUGAAUGAAACUAAUCAUAGACAACAACAAGAAUAUACAAGUAAUAAUAAACAGAACGUACAAAACUCUAUAGAUCAAAUAUUAAAUGAAAUCAAAGUACUUAAAGAUCUUGUUGAGAUGAAAGAGAGAGAAUCUUCUCCCGUAUCUCCGAAUACUCAUUUUGUAGAGACUGAAACAAUGAAUGAAUGUAUACAUCGUUGGUAUGCAUCUGUAAUUUUUUUUCCAGUAUGUCAAGGUCUUGUUUAUGUUUAUUUAAUAUCAGCGGGAAUUCCAAUAAUUUAUUUUUUCUUGCAUAUUCUUUUCUCACCAAAAUCUUUGUCAUCAUCGGCAGUUUACACGACAUCAUUGUUCAAUCCAAUCAAAUAUAACAAUGAAUUUACACGAAAACAAUUAAUUGAUUUUUCAAUACUGAUAUUUAUUGGAUUUGUAGCGAGAGCACUUCGAUUUUUUCCAUAUAAACAGCCGAGAAAUACUUCGAAUGUCAUGUGGAAAUAUGUUAAGUCAAUAUUUUGGAAUUGUGAAGGUUUGAUACAACGUGGAAAAGAGUCGUUUAGACAAAGACUCAAUCAUCAUGAACAACGACCAAGAGGAAGAAACAUCUAG
Messenger RNA from Didymodactylos carnosus, 993 nucleotides. Lineage: Eukaryota; Metazoa; Rotifera; Eurotatoria; Philodinida; Philodinidae. The record is from the annotation of a GenBank genome assembly.